AUGGAAGAUGAGACCAAGUUGCUAAUUCUUCAAGGGUGCAAGUUGGCCAGAGACCUUGAAUCAAAGCUACCAACCUUGGCAAACCAGCCCCAGAUAAGCGCAACCCAGACCUGCGAAGCAAUCAUAAGAACCUUCGCAUCAGCUUUGGAGAAACUGAUGAUGAGCAUCAAUUGUAAGGAAUCAACUGAAGGUUAUCAAAGUUGCUUUCCCAGGUUAUUGCCAGACAAUAACUGGGGAAGUGGAAGGGAAGUUGGAUCAGAUCGUCAGGCGAGAGCCAAUUUGCUUUUUAAACCUGAGAUGGGUGGAGGAAGUUGGGAUAGUGAAGGCUGCGCAACAUUUAGAGGCCUCGGAGGUGGAAUUCUGUCCAUGGAGGUUUCAUCAGAUCUCAACAGAUCAGCUUCCUCGCAAAGAUCUCGACGGAGGAGGGACGAAGGAAAGAAACGGGUAAUCACAGUCGCAGCUCCUCAGAUGGGCAACACCGAUGUUCCUCCAGACGACGGGCACACUUGGAGAAAAUAUGGUCAGAAAGCGAUUCUCGGAUCAAUCUAUCCAAGGGGUUAUUACCGUUGCACCCACCAGAAGUUAUACCAGUGCCCGGCCAAGAAGCAAGUGCAGCGGCUCGACGACGAUCCUCGCUUCUUUGAAGUAAUCUACCACCACGACCACACGUGCCAUAUGUCCCCGACGGCACCGCUGUUUCCGCCGCCGCCGCCACCACCACAAGCAGCAAAUGUUGUUCCGAUGGAUUUGGAUCUAUGCAGGUUCAGCGGUUCGAGCAGCACCAUCCCGGUGGUCGAAGGCAGCAGCUCAGGCACUUUGGCCUCUCGGUACGCUAAAGAAGUCAUUGAGUACCCAGUAGCAGAUAUGGCAACUGCGAUGUUCAAUCCCGGGAGCGGCAAUACAAGCAACAUAGAUAUGAUUUUCCAUAACUCCAGGGGAGGAAAAUAAGAUUGAACUGGGGUUGUCUGAAUGAUAGCUAACACUUCAAAACCCAAUUGCAGGAGGAGGAUAAACCAAACAUGGAUUAAUUACUAGUCUUCAUCUUCGGUAGCUUUGUAGAUAAAUUAUUCAUUUGCAAUUACUGUCUGAAUAAGUCAUACACUGACUGUCUAAACUUACGUAUAGUUCGUUGUACUGUAAUGCCUGCACCUCUUAAUGUUUAUUAUAGAAUUUAUUGUUCAUGUACACUUUACU
Molecule: messenger RNA, 1194 nt
Organism: Rhodamnia argentea
Lineage: Eukaryota; Viridiplantae; Streptophyta; Magnoliopsida; Myrtales; Myrtaceae
Product: WRKY transcription factor 55-like
Exons: 3
Coding region: 1-948 (315 amino acids)
Biological process (GO): regulation of DNA-templated transcription
Molecular function (GO): sequence-specific DNA binding; DNA-binding transcription factor activity
Source: RefSeq, a predicted model, not a curated record